This is a messenger RNA of Daphnia pulex (common water flea), 2212 nucleotides long. It is a transcript of the gene Cyp18a1, whose product is annotated as cytochrome P450 18a1-like. Lineage: Eukaryota; Metazoa; Arthropoda; Branchiopoda; Diplostraca; Daphniidae. The transcript is spliced from 6 exons. Gene Ontology annotation, biological process: xenobiotic metabolic process. Gene Ontology annotation, cellular component: intracellular membrane-bounded organelle; cytoplasm. Gene Ontology annotation, molecular function: iron ion binding; heme binding; oxidoreductase activity, acting on paired donors, with incorporation or reduction of molecular oxygen, reduced flavin or flavoprotein as one donor, and incorporation of one atom of oxygen. Bases 1 to 1632 code for a protein of 543 amino acids. The record is from RefSeq and is a predicted model, not a curated record.
AUGAUCGUGUGGAGUUUGGGACGAUUGGCCACCUGGAUGCUUCAUUUGAUUGUGGACACGUCGUGCAGCGAGUCGCUGUGGACGACGCUCUUCUUCAUUUUCGUCGCCUGGAUCGCCUCCUACUUGUGGCGGUGGUGGCGGACGUCCCGCAACCUCCCGCCGGGACCCCUGGGCUACCCCAUCUUCGGCUACCUGCCGCGCAUCAAACGCGAUUUUCACGAGGAACUGACGGCCCUCAGUCGCCAGUACGGCAGCGUCUUUAGUGUCAAAUUGGGAUCGGAGCUCAUCGUCGUCCUCAGCGAUCACAAGAUCAUCCGUGAAGCGUUCAGGCGUGAGGAAUUCGCCUGCCGGCCCGACAACGAUUUCAUGAAACUCCUCGACGGAUACGGAAUUAUCAACACGGAGGGCAAAAUGUGGAAGGAGCAGCGCCGGUUCCUGCACGAACGUCUGCGCCAUUUCGGCAUGAAGCACAUGGGCGACGGCCGUGAGAAGAUGGAAGCCAGAAUUAUGAAUGAAGUGCUGGAACUGGUUGGUGAUUUGGCGACCAAGAAAUCUGAUCCGGUCGAUUUGGGCUCGUACCUUUCGUCUUCCGUCUCCAACGUCAUCUGCUCACUGCUCAUGUCCGUCCGCUUCCGUCCGGACGACCCCAAAUUCAUCCGCUUCACCAGCCUCAUUGACGACGGAUUCAAAUUGUUCACCGUCACAGCUGCCGCCGGAUUCAUUCCCAUUCUCAAAUUGCUGCCCGGCUUCAACUACGCCUUCAACAAAAUCCAGCAGAAUUUGAAGGAAAUCAGCGGCUUUUACCAAUCGAUCGUGGACGAGCACAAGAAAUCAUUCGACCCCAACAACAUCCGCGACAUCAUCGACGGCUACAUCCUGGAAAUCCAAAACGCCAAGGAGGAAGGGCGCAGCGAGAAAUUGUUCAACGGCAAGAACGGCGACCGGCAGAUGCAGCAAAUCAUCGGCGACAUGUUCAGCGCCGGCACCGAGACGGUCAAAACGACGCUGCAGUGGGCCACCGUUUUCGCCCUGAGGGAGCCGCACAUGCAGGCCCGUGUCCAGGAGGAACUGGACCGCGUUGUCGGACGCGGGCGGAUGCCGUCCCUGGACGACUUGCCCAAUUUGCCCUACACCGAGGCCUUCAUGCUGGAAGUGAUGCGACGGGCAACGGCCGUUCCCCUGGGCACCACACACUCAACGUCCAGAACGACGACGUUGAAUGGCUACACGAUCCCGAAAGGCACCCAGGUGAUCCCGCUGAUCCACGCCGUGCACAUGUCGCCAUCGCUGUGGAAGGAUCCGGAAGUGUUCAACCCUGAGCGGUUCCUGAGCGCCGACGGGACCAAAGUCGUCAAACCCGAUUACUUUAUCCCGUUCGGCGUCGGUCGGCGGGUGUGUCUGGGCGACGUCCUGGCCAAAGCCGAGCUCUUCCUCUUCUUCUCCACCAUCCUGCACACGUUCAAGUUGACGCUGCCGCAAGGGGCCACCAUGCCUGACUUGAGGGGACAGGCCGGCGUCACCGUUUCUCCGCAAUCUUUCCAGGUUUGCGCCGAAGGUCGUGACAUUGAGAAAGUGGACGAAUCGACCCGAGAAACGACGGAAAUUCUUCUGAGCUGUCCAGUAGCCCAGUAAAAAAAAAAAAAAAAAAAAAAUUAAAUUUGUGUCUUUUGAAUUUUUAUUACCCGGCAAAAAUAUUUUAAAAUGUUGUACAUAUGUUUCUGUGUCUUUUUUGAUGUUAUGCUAUUCGCUGUGAUUGUGUCUUGAUGAAAUAUUCAAAAAUUGAAAAAAAAAAAAUUACCCGCCAUUAUUCCCCCCCCCCCUGAAAAUUUGUAAAUACGUCACAUCAUCAUCGGAUCUCUCUCUCUCUGAUUUUUAAAUAAUUCCACAAUAAAAAACAACAAAAAUCCGAUUUGUAAUUUGUUCACCAUUUUUUGUGUACGUGUGUCUCCUCCAGUCGCAGAGAAUCGCAACGAUCGACCACCUCCCAAAAGUCCCGUCUCUCGUUACACGUUCUCUCCACCCCACCCCCUCACUCCCGUAAUUUUGUGUAAUUUGUAUUUUUCACUUGUGUGUUGGAAUUGUUUUUGUCUCGAUUCGCUCCUCUGUGCUAAAAAAAAACGUCUGUGCGUGUUUGUUGUGUCAAACGAAAAAAGUUUUUUUUCCUGUUGUUGUUUUGUUGUUUGUACAUACAAGGAACACAAUUAUUACCAUA